UACCCUUUGCGUCUAUAUAUAUCCUCCCUCUAUCUUCUUCUGCUUCAUCAAACACAAUUCAGUUAUUCACCCAAGUUCAACUAAAAACACAACCCACUUUAUUUUAAGGAUAUCUUAUCAUGAGUUCAACAUCGAGAGCAUGGUUAGUGGCCGGUACCGUUGGAUUGGUGGAGGCACUAAAAGAUCAAGGGUUUGCACGAUGGAACUACACCAUCAGAGCCAUCCACCACCACGCUAAGUCCAAUCUCCGGUCAGUCACCCAGACAAAGAAGUUGUCUUCUCCGGCUGCCUUGGCUUCAAGCAAAGGCAUUGACCAAUCAGAAGAGUCUUUGAGAAAAGUUAUGUACUUGAGUUGUUGGGGUCCCAACUAAGUGAUCAGUUUCUUUUGUUUUUAGGUUAGGUAUAUAUGGUACAUGUAAUUAUGCAUGAUGUACUACCUUCUUAUUAAUCAAAUACAAUUUUGAUUAUCAUUAGAGAUA
Helianthus annuus (common sunflower) is the source of this 479-nucleotide messenger RNA. RefSeq lists its product as uncharacterized. The record is from RefSeq and is a predicted model, not a curated record. NCBI's taxonomy places the organism in Eukaryota, Viridiplantae, Streptophyta, Magnoliopsida, Asterales, Asteraceae. Bases 120 to 371 code for a protein of 83 amino acids. The transcript has a single exon.